Molecule: messenger RNA, 417 nt
Organism: Phytophthora infestans T30-4
Lineage: Eukaryota; Oomycota; Peronosporomycetes; Peronosporales; Peronosporaceae
Exons: 1
Coding region: 1-417 (138 amino acids)
Source: RefSeq, a predicted model, not a curated record
AUGGAUGGUUUUGUUCUACGCGGAAACGCGGCGGCGGCGUUGGCGGCCUCGCUGGCGGAUGCAGCGCCACCGCUUGCGUCGCAGAAGAAACGACAGCGACAGACCACCAUCCACCAUGGACACAAAGUGGUUUCAGAGGAGCGCGUUCAGUACCUGAAGGAGGAGCUAGACGAUGCCAAGACCGCCGCCAACAUGCUGAGCAUCCUGGACGCAUUGGAGCAGCUCUUCAUAUCUCUCGAAAUGCUGGAGAAGACACGCGUAGGUGCUGCGCUCACGAGGAUCUCGAGACGCGCUGAAUCUCCGGAGGUACAGGACAGAGCAAACAAACUGCUGAAAGUGUGGAAGAAGAGAGCCAAGAAAGCCAUGAGACGCCGGAAAAGGCGCGUCGACACGUAUGGACGCAACUACGCCGAGUGA